Messenger RNA from Cynara cardunculus var. scolymus (artichoke), 2523 nucleotides. RefSeq names its product formin-like protein 11. Gene Ontology annotation, molecular function: actin filament binding. Bases 51 to 2462 code for a protein of 803 amino acids. Lineage: Eukaryota; Viridiplantae; Streptophyta; Magnoliopsida; Asterales; Asteraceae. The transcript has 4 exons. The record is from RefSeq and is a predicted model, not a curated record. Gene Ontology annotation, biological process: actin nucleation; actin cytoskeleton organization.
AGGAUUCAUUGUUAUAAUUGCAUCAGAAAGGUGACUUGAUGAUAUCUUGAAUGAUUUUGGGGUUUUCAAGGAUAAUGGAGUACUGUAGCUGCAAAAUCAUCCCCAUUAUCAUCGUCUUCCUCACAACAAUCAUUGUUUGUGGAUUAUUGACUGCCCCAAACCUUCAGAUUACGCCAUUAAUGGAGGUAAAGCUCGGAGCUUUUAUUGGGUUAAAGAAGGCCAAAACACCAUAUUUCCAUCAGUCACCAUCGCCAUCGCCAUCGCCAUCGCUAUUGCCAUUGCCUUCUCCAGCUCCAGCUCCAGCUCCAGUUCAUCAUGUUCAUCUACAUUCUCAUCCUACUCAUUCUCGCCGGAGCCACCAUCAAGGCCGCCGGAUUCCACCAUCUGAGGGUGGUAAUGGUGGAAGAAGAAAGAAGGUUCUGGUGGCAGUUCUGGUGUCUGCCGGUGGGGCUACUUCUAUAAUCUGUCUCAUUGGUCUGUUCUUGGGGUGCAGAAAGUUUAGAAAACAGAAGAAAAAGAAAUCAUCUCCAAAACAUGUGAAAAAGGUAAUCUCUGAUCCAGUUCCAGACCGUUUUUACCUUGAAGCAUUAGAAAAUGUUUUAGACCCACCAUCAGUUUGUAGCUAUAAACAAGAUUCAGAUGCUAAUGAUCAAAAUUUUGCAUCACGGAAUUCACAUAUGAAUACACUGAUAGAAGAAAAAGAAGAAGAAGAUAGGGGAGGAAAAGGAUUAUCAAAUUCUGAAAUUUUGGACUCUUCUGCUGGUGUUGUAACCUCAGUUGAAUCAUUGAAGUUUGAAGAAGAGGAUGAACGAGUUUUUUUUGGUUCUCCAAUUGGUGAAGAAAUAAUACAUGUGGAAGCUCAUUCAUCAGAUGAUGAGUCUUUCCAUUCGUUUUGCAAUUCACAUCAUUCAUCUAAUCCAAGAGUUUCCGAUGCUUCAAUCGGAUGUGACAUAUUAGAACCACCACCAUCAACUGCAUCACCACCACCACCUCCGCCGCCGCCGCCGCCACCACCACCACCUCGUUCAUCUUCUACCACCAAAGAGACAUUGAAAACCUUUAGUUGUCCAAUGAAAUCCGAUUCUUCCUCAGGAUCAAACCGAACUGCAUUUCCUCUCCCACCAAUGCCACCGUCAUAUCCGAAAGGAAAACCACCACCACCACCGCCGCCACCGUUUUCUAAAGGAAACCCACCACCACCACCACCACCAUCUCAAUUGACACCAAUGGGUAAGGACGGAAGUCCGUUGCCGAAGUUGAAACCGCUUCAUUGGGAUAAAGUACGAGCUGCACCGGAUCGUUCCAUGGUGUGGGACAAGCUGAGGUCAAGCUCAUUCGAGUUUGACGAAGAAAUGAUCGAGUCCCUCUUCGGUUACAAUCUACACAAUUCUAACGAAGAAUCAAAGAGCAAAAGUCCAUCUCCUAGUAAACACGUUCUCGAGCCGAAAAGACUUCAGAAUCUAACCAUACUCUUGAAAGCUCUCAACGCCACCACGGAACAAGUUUGUCGUGCACUUGUACAAGGAAAUGGCUUGAAUUUACAACAACUAGAAGUAUUGAUAAAGAUGGAACCCACAAAAGAAGAGGAGGCUAAACUCACAGGGUUCAAAGGUGACUUGGGUUCGGCCGAGACAUUUGUUGCAUCGAUACUUACGAUACCAUACGCCUUCCCAAGAAUUGAAGCAUUGUUGUAUCGAGAAACGUUUGAAGAUGAAGUGACUCAUCUUCGAAAGACCUUUUUGAUGCUAGAGGAGGCAUGCAAAGAACUAAGAUCAAGUCGUUUAUUCCUAAAACUACUUGAAGCAGUGUUGAAAACCGGGAACCGAAUGAAUGUAGGAACGAUAAGGGGAGGAGCAAAAGCAUUUAAACUCGAUGCAUUGCUUAAGCUUGCGGAUGUGAAAGGAACGGAUGGAAAAACCACUUUGCUUCAUUUUGUAGUUCAAGAAAUCAUUCGUUCGGAAGGCAUUAGGGUGUCCGAAAGCAUCAUAGGGAAGAUCAACCAAAAAAGCAAGCGAAGAAACCCCGAAGAUCGAGAAGAAGACUACAGAAACAUGGGCCUAGAACUUGUCUCAGGCUUGGGUACCGAACUAUGUAAUGUGAAGAAAACCGCCACCAUAGACUUUGAGGUUAUUGCAAGCUCGGUUUCAAAUAUAUCACAAGGCAUGGGUAGAUUGCGAAGAUUGGUGAAUGAAGAUUUAUUGAUAAAAGAAAAAGGUUCUAGUUUUGUUGAAUCUAUGAAAACUUUCUUGAAUUAUGCCGAAAAACAUCUAAAAGAGUUGGAGGAAGAUGAAUACAAAGUGUUGGAGCUUGUGAAAGAGAUCACGGAAUAUUUCCAUGGAAAUAUGAGUAAAGAUGAUGCAAAUCCGCUUCGGAUCUUUGUGAUCGUGAGAGAUUUCUUGGCGAUGUUAGAUCUUGUAUGUAGAGAGUUGCGAAGAUCGAAAGUUUUAGCACCCUUUCGGUAGAUUUGGGUGUACGAUUGUUGAUACAUUUGUUGGUAGAUUGUAAAAAGUGACCUUGAUUUUA